Molecule: messenger RNA, 1622 nt
Organism: Cololabis saira (Pacific saury)
Lineage: Eukaryota; Metazoa; Chordata; Actinopteri; Beloniformes; Belonidae
Gene: rbm4.3
Product: RNA binding motif protein 4.3
Exons: 4
Coding region: 115-1161 (348 amino acids)
Cellular component (GO): cytosol
Molecular function (GO): mRNA binding
Source: RefSeq, a predicted model, not a curated record
GCGGAAACCAGCCUCUAGCUCCGGUGCUAAAACACUAAGCGGAAGGCGGCAGAAGUUCUCACCAAAAGGACCAGCUUUUCUUCGUAGAUCUCCCUGAUAAGAAGAUCUUUGAGAAUGGUGAAGAUUUUCGUGGGGAAUCUGCCCCGGGAGGCCGAGGUGGAGGAGAUCAAGGCUCUCUUCACCGAGCAUGGCACCGUCACCGAGUGCUCCAUCAUCAAGAACUUUGCCUUCGUCCACAUGGAUGACCGCAAAGCCGCCACCAAAGCCAUCAAGACCCUGCACCUCCACAAGCUUCACGGCACGGCGAUCAACGUGGAGGCCAGUCACGGGAAGAACCAGGGUCCCGUCAAACUCCAUGUGGCAAACGUGGAGAAAGGAUGCGACGAAGAGCUGCGCGCUCUCUUUGAAGAGUACGGCAGUGUCACAGAAUGCGCGGUUGUGAAGAAUUUUGCUUUCAUACACAUGCCCAACCAUGACGAAGCCAUGGAUGCCAUCACGGGACUCGAUAACAGUGAAUUUCAAGACAAACGCAUCCAUGUCCAGGUUUCCAAGAGUCGUCCCAGAUAUGAUGAAUGCGAGGAAUACCCGCCUCCUCCCCCAGACGGUGGGGGCUACUGGCCUCCGCACUAUCCAGGAGAGGGCCAUGAGCCUCCUCCACCCAGCUACAUGAGGGGCCGCAUGAUGCCCCCAGGUUACCCCGCUCCUCCCCUGCCUCCCCCUCCUCCCAGACGAGCUGUUUAUCCCGACCGUGCCUACGACACUGACAGGGAGAGAUACAGCGUCGUAGAUUACUAUGAGAAGUACCGAGCCCGUCCGUAUGGCAUCCCACCGUACCAGGAUCAACGUCCUGGCGCUCCGCCUCCUCCCCCUCCCCCUCCACCACCCUCAGGCGUCGUCCGAGGUCGUCUUAUGAGCUCACCGCUUGACCCGUAUGAGCGUCGGCCCCUGCCGCCACCGCCUCCAUCCUCGUACUACGCACGUGAUCGCAGCCCCAUCAGGAGGGCGCCUCCCGCACCAUUACCGCCGGCCAAUAAUGGCUACUCCUACGAGCGUUCUCGACUCUCUCCAGUUUCCCGGGUCCCUGCAUAUGGAGUUCCAGGUGCAAGGGACCCCUACGCACAGCGACUGCCUCCGCCACCGCCUACACGCUACGCUUAUUAGAAAGACCUCGGUAUAUGAAGGAUCGUUGUCCGACUGCGUCGCCGCAUGCCGGCUCCUGAUGCUCGUGAAUCUGUCCUCUUCCUGUCUGCGGCUGAGCGCGUUAACGUUUCCCUGCGACGCUCACAGGAGGAACCUAAUUGAUGACGUCGAUGUCUCUUUGUGUUCAUUACUUGGAACAGUUUUUACUCGCAUUUUUUUCUCCUUGUUGUUUUAGUAACUGAAGUACUUUUACUGGUUGACGUCUGAGUUAGGCGUUUCUUCUUUUUUUUUUUACUAUUUCGUUUGAAUAAUUCUGAUCUGUGUGAUCUGUAGAAAGGUGUCUCAGCAGCAGUUUCCAGGCGAACCUUAUUUUCAUUCAGUUGAGCAAAAUUGUUUGAACAGUAAUCUGCACGUUGGCUCCAUUAUGUCUAAGUUUUAUAUCAAAAUACAAACGUCAAAGUCGUCAAAAUUGGAGCUACUAU